ACCUGUCAUAGCAUAAAGACUUACAUGGCAAUAGACCCUUAUCCUGCUUUCACCUGAGACCUGACUGGCUUGUUUUGUCAGCACCAAUGGAUCCACCAGCGAAAAUCCGGAGGCUAGACGGAGCGUUGACCGCGCGUCAAAACACGGGACACCAGCGAUGUGAAAGCUCACGCUAUGACGACCUUCGCUGGGCUGACGGAAUGCCUCCGGAGCUCCUGCAAAGCAUCACCCGCUGGGUUCCCCCACACCAACGCGGCUCCCUGCGCCUCGUGUGUCGUACAUGGAGCUCCGCAGUGUCGUGCGAUGUCGUACAACUGCAGCUGCCGUUGUCCGCGCUAGCGCCGCCGCCGCAAUGGCAAGCAGCGUUGUUUGGGGACCCAGCACAUGCGCAACGUACGGCACUAAAGCGGCUGUUCGUACGUUUUCCGCAUGUACGACAUCUAGUGCUCGUACACAACGUGGUACUGCCGGCGGCGGCGCUGCGGGCUGCCAUAUCCAGCCUGCCGUACAUCUGCCCCCAAGUACGGCACAUCGAGCUGCGGGACAGCGUGUCUUGGGACCAGCCCCUGGAGCUGGCGCCGCUGGCAGCCGCCCUCAGCGCAGCAGCGGGGGGGCCGCUGCCGCCGCCGCCGCCCCCCUCGGCCAGCUUGGGAGCAGCGCUUCCCUCGCAACGUAAGUCGGCAGCUGUAGCGGCGGCGAUGGCGGCAGCGGCAGCGGCAGCGGCAGCGGCGGCGGCAGCUGGGGGCGGCAGUGCUGCUGCGGGGGGCGGCUCAGCUGCGGGUUCCUCAGCUGAGGCGGGGACGGCGGUGGUGACGGCUGCUGCUGCUGCUGCUGCUGCUGCGGGCAGCUGUUCCCAGGAGCCGCUGCGUGAGCUGACGGUGACCUACCUGGCAGCACCUGACAUGCAGCGGGUGGCGAGGAGGUGGUUCAGUCGCGAGUUGGAGCGGCUGGUGAGCCCCGACUGGUCCAUCGGUCGGCUGCGGGUGCGGUGGCUGAUGGGGGAGGCGCCGAGGUCCUUCUUCACGUCGCGGGGCUUCACGAGGUGGGUGAGUGCCAUGCAGGAGACAGCCCCCCACCGGCUGGGGCUGCUGCAACACCUGGAGUUCGCAUGGGCCGAGCUCUCCGACGGACCCUUCGACAGACCCGUCGACGCAGCUGGCGGCGGCGGCGGCGGCGGCCCUGGCGGAGGUGCCGGCGGCGGCGGCGGUGUUAACCCUGCCGCUGCCGUUCACCUAGCGCCGGCGCUUCCGCCCUGGAUACUCCAACCCUUUCAUGCGGCGCUGCCGCCGCUACCACCGCCGCCGCCACCGCCUGCAGCGCUUAUCGUACCCGGGGGCGGCGCCGCCGCCGCCGGCGCAGCAGAUGGCGGCAUGGAUGUGUUCAAUUAUGCGGCGCUGAUGGCAGUUGGCGGCGCGGCAGCGGCGCAGGAGGCGGCGUUCAAUGCGGCGAUGGAUGGGCAGAUGGCGGAGGAGGAGGCGGGGCCGGGGAUGGGGGGCAUGGAGGCGUGGAAUCAGCUGGGAACGGCGGCGGCGUCAGCGACGGCGGCACUGGGGUUGCCGGGUAUUGGCGGGGGGAGAGGAGGAGGAGGAGGAGGCGGGGGUGAUGGAGGAGGUGGAGGUGGAGGAGGAGGCGGGGUGCCCAGACUGGGGCUUCCGCUGGCGCUGUGCGCCUUCACAAACCUCAAGACCCUCUCCCUGUGCUGCAUGGCCUGCCGCGCCCCCGCCGACCACCUGCUGCGGCUGCUGCUGCGCUGCAGGCGGCUGGAGAAGCUGUCGCUGGUGCACCACGAGGCCUACGCGGCCUGGCCGGUGCGCGCACCGCAGCCCGACCUGCAGGCGGCGCUGGAGGCGGUGGUGCGGGAGGAGCUAGGACUGGGCCCGCCCUCCGCCUCCGCCCCCGCCCCCGCUGCUGCUUCUACUACCAGCUCCUCCCCCUCCCCCUCCCCCUCCUGGUGGCCGGCGGGUCUGUCGCUGCGGCUGCGUGAGCUGCAGCUGCCCGCCACCCCCGCGCUGCUGUGCCUGCUGCACCUGCCGCCACCCGCACUGGCGGGUCUGGAGGUGCUGGAUCUGCAGGUGAUAAUGGCUCCUGGCUUCGGUGGCGGUGGCGGUCUGGAUGAUGAUGAUGAGGAGGAGGGGGAUGGGGAGGCAGCUGGUGGGGCCGGCGGCGGAGAGGCGGCGCUGGUGGGCUGCUGGCGCCUGGUGGCGGCACUGGAGGCAGUCCGCGCCUCCGGUGCGCAGCUGAAGGACCUGUUCCUCAACAACGUGGACCUGAGCCCCCGACUGCUGGCGGCCAUUUGGGAGUUCGAAUCGCUGGAGCAGUUGCUGGUGUUCUCCGGCGUGUUGCGACUGCGGGACCGGGAUGCGGAGCCGGGUGACCUGAGCGAGCAGGAGGAGGAGGGCAGCGGAGAUGAUGAUGAUGAUGAUGAGGAGGAGGAGGCGUGGGCAGCGCAGGAGGCUGCUGCAGCUGCUGGUGGGGAGGAGGAGGAGGGGGAUGCGGGUGGCGAUGCGGGCGAUGGAGGAGGAGGUGGAGGUGGAGGAGGACAAGAAGGCCAGGAGGCAGAUGGUGAGGGGCAAGAUCUGGAUACGAAUGGGGAACCGGGUUUCCCUGGUGUGGUUGGGAUGGGGGCAACGCCCAUGGAAGAGUCCGGUGGGGGCGGCAGUAGCAGCGGAGGCGGCAGUGGCAGCAGCAGCAGUAGCAGCAGCAUCUCCGGAAAACACGGAUUGACGGAAGCUGAGCUGUCGCCGAUAGAUGGAACGUCGGACUCGGAGGAAGACGAGGAGUUGGAUGCAUUGAUUACCGCCGCCACCGAAGCAGCGGAAGCAGCGGCAGAGGCGGCGGAGGCAGCAGCAGGUUCAUCCUCGCAGCGACGACGGCGGAGGAGCAGCAGCGAUGACUUAGGAGGCGCCAGCAACGGCGGUGGCGGUGGAAGCGGUGGCGGCGGCGGUCCUGUUUUCUCAGGCAUGGGCCCCAUGCAAGCAGCCAUGCAAGCGCUAGGGGGGGCACUGCGAGGGCUGACCUCACGAGCGCUCUCCUUGCGGUCCGGGGAAGCCAACGCCACGCAACGGACGACAGCUGGAGAGGCUGGUGAGGCUGGAGAGGGAUCCGGCGGUGCCGCUGCCGCUGCCGCAGCCGGCUCUCCUCCCGCCGCCUCAGCGCGAGGGCGUGCAGAGGGCCCAGCAAGCCACAUGCAGAUGCAGCAGGAGGGAGGCCCUAAACCCGCUACUGGAAACGGACCCAUGGGUCCGGGCCCUAGUACUGCAACCGGUGCAGCGGCAGCUGCUGGUCCAGCAGCUGGCGUCGGCGGGGGCGUCGGCCCAGGAAGCAUAGAGGAUUUUGAGGUGGACGAGCUGGGAGUUGAGGCGGCGUUGCAGUGUAUCGCCAUGCAAGGGGUGCCCGGAGCAGCAGCGGCGCGGGCGAUGGCCGAGGUGCGGGCCAUGCAGCGGGCUGUCGGCAUUGGAAGAGGAGGAGCAGGAGGAGCAGGAGCAGGGGUUCAGGGCGCCGUGCUACCCAGGAAUCGGCGGUUGGCGAAGCUCUGGCGACUGAUGGCGGCGGGUGCUGGCAGGAUUCCCGGAGCUGCAGCAGCAGCCGGAUGGCAGGUCAACACGGAGGAUGAGGAGGAGGGUGAUGAUGAUGAUGAGGAGGAGGAGGAGGAGGGGCGCAUGGAGGAGGAGGGGGAUGAGGAGGGCGGAGGUCAUGCAGUGCGUGCGGCUCCUGCGGCUGGUGUCGCGGCGGCUGCGGAUCCAUCAGGUCCAGCUGGUCCAGCAGCUGGCGGCGGCGGUGGCCCAGGCCCGGUCGAAACCCUCCCGGCGGCCUCUGUGUCACAUCAGAAGCUGGGCGGUGCAAUAGCCAUGUGUGCCGCAAGCCUGGCGUCACUGCUCGCGACGGCGACGCCGGCGCAGCCACAGCCCCGUCAGCAGACGCCGCAGCCGCAGGUGAACCAGCCGUUAGGGCUUGCAGCGGCGGCGGCGCCGCCGCAACUGCAGCAGCAACCGCCGCAAGCGGUAGCAGUGAACGCCGCCUCAUCCGAGGGUGCAGGGCCGAGUUCUGGUCCCGGGCCCGUUGCUGCGACCGCUGACGGCGCCGCAGGGGCGUCACAAAGCGGCGGCGUGCAGCCGUACAACAGCAGUACAGCUGCGGCGGCGAAGGCGGCGGCGGCUGUGGCGAUGCUUGACGUCGUGAGCUGCGGCGCCACGGCGGAUGCCGUACGACGGGGGCUGACGGCGCUACGUGUUGCCGCCGACGCCGAGGUAUCCGCCGCCCUAGAGGCCGCCGCCGCCUCAGUGGACGCGGCAGGCACGUCCAGCGGUGGCGCCGCCGCCGCCGCCGAAGCGGGGCCUUCCCAGCCUUCUAUCUCGGCUGCCGCCGCCGCCGCCGCAGCUGCCGCUGCCGCUGCUGCUGCUCCCAGUCAAGCCGGCGGCUCCGCUGGGGCCGCCGCCGCAGCGGCGGUGGCGGCGCCGCCGCCCUCAGCUGCCGCUCAGCCUCAACCCCAGCCGCCCUCCCAUGCGCCGCCAGCCGCCUCCGCCGCCGGCGGAGGCGGCGAUGACCCCAUGCACCUCGCGUUGUCCGUGUACGACAUGCUUCGUACGGCGGGCCCUGCGUUGCGCUGCCAAGUGGGUCAGCUGGAGGAGGGGCAGAUGGCGGUGCUGCGAACGCUGCGCUCGGGGACGCUGCGCGACUCCCCGCACGAGGCGCUCGCGGUGUCCUGUCUGGAGGCCUCCGCUCAACUCGCGGAAACGCUGGAUACGUUGAUGUUCUCAGCGGAUGUGGGCGCGAAGCUGAUGGGCUGCUACGACGCCAGCGGGGGUGCGUCAGCCGUCGCCGACGGCGGCGGUUGCGGUUCGGGAGAGAGCGCGGCAGCAGGAUGUACUGACGGAGGUGGGCCGAGUGUCGUACAAAACCGAACGGAUUCCACCGCUAGUCCAGCGGCGGUGACGGCAGGCUGUAGCAGUAGCCGUACGGCAGUCAGUACGACAGUCGCAGCGGCGGCGGCCGCUGUUCGAGCAGCGGCAGUAGCGGCGGCGGCAGCGGCGGCGGACCCUGAGGCUGCUGUGGAGGCGGUUCGGGCUGCGCGACCCGCGGGUCGGCUGCGCAGCGGCGCGGAUGAAGGCGCGCUUCUGUUGCGUAACCUUGCAGGACUGAGUCGGUUAACUCGGUUGAGGAAGCUGUGUUUGGACUUGAGCCCCGACAACGGCGUUGCGCUACCUGUGGCAAGCUGCAUCCGCUACGUGCUACGCCACCUGCCCUCCCUGGAGUCCCUCCACGUCACCGACCAAUUCGCGCACGAAGAAGGCAGGCCGCUGGGCUCACUGGGGCUGCCCGUCAGUGAUGCCGCCGCCGCCGCCGUCGCCCUGUACGAUACGGUGUACGACACAGGUGACGGCGGCGGUGACGACGACGACGGCGCCGCUGCCGCUGCUGACGGCGGCGGCGGCGGGAGCCGCAGAAGCAGCGGCGGCGGCAACGUCGCCGCCGCUGCCAACAAGCUAACGAGUCUGACGGUGGCGUCGCGUCAGACGCGACGCGUGUGGCGGUCGUACGCCGCCGACGGUACGGGCACGUUGCUGUCGUCGUACGGCAACAACAGUGACGCGACGGCGGCGGCGGCGCCGUCGCUGUUUGCGUUGCUUGUUCCGCAGGACCGAAUGGCACUGUCUGGGGCGCUGUGUGCGGGUGACAUGGCUGUGCAUGCAGCCACGCUGCCGAGGAACCUCCGAGCGCUGUGCCUCCACCGGGUUCGUCUCAUGGCGGGUCCGCACCCCUCUGUCGCCCUUCCGGAUGCCCCCGCCUGCACACCUGAACAACAACAACAACAACAACACCUAAAGCCACAUCCCGGAACGGCAGCGGCAGCAUCCGCAGCAGCACCAUCAACGGCACCCACCGCAGCGCCGCCGCUAGCAUGCAGCAGCAGCGGAAGCAUCCCACACCUCCGCACGCCCCCCUCACUGCCGCCGCUGCUGCAACACAUCUGGCUCUCCAACGUCACCCUGACGGCGCCGCUGGACUUCGUGGGCCUUAUGCGGGAAGCCCUGGCGGCGGCACCUCUCAGCGGCGGCUUACAAACCCUCGUCGUACGACAUUGCUUUGUCGUACGACCCCACGCCGACGCCUCGUCUUCCUCCUCCGCAGCGCCGUCAGCUCCUGCCGCCGCCGCCGCCGGUACGGCGGUGGCGGCUGGUGCGACAGCGCUACGUCUGAUGUCUACGGCGCUUGCCACGCUAGGUGACGUGGGCAACGGCGCUAGCGGGGGUCGGAGGCUGGGGGCGCCGCCGGGGCAGCCCCGACGGGAUGGGCUUCCGGACUUGGGCGCGAUUGUGGCGGCGGCGGCCGGCGCCGCCGCCACGUCGGCUUCGUCGGUGCUGGCGGCGACAGGCGGCCGGCGGGUGCCGCGGCGGCUGGUGCUGAAUGAGGAGGAGCUGAGCUGGCUGUGCAAGCUAACGUCCCUGCGCACGCUGGCCCUGGACAGCUGCAUCCGGCUGGAGGACGUGGGGCGCCUGGCCGCCCUCACCGGUCUGCGCACGCUGGCGCUCAACCCCCAUGUGGUGGGCAGCGAGGAGGCCCGGGCGCGGCUGGAGCUGGAGAUGGCAGCUCGGUGCAGCCCCGCGCUGCAGGCCGCCCUCAUGCGCCUGGCGCCCCUUCACGGCCUGCGCAGCUGCUGGCUGCCCGACUGGGCCGCCAGCCGCAGCCAGCUGCUGGCCUGGCAGGCGCAGCUGGCGGCUGCGGGUCCGGCGCUGGUAACGCUGAGGGUGAUGGAUACGGACAACCUGUGGCGGCUGCCCUCGCCGGCGGGGUGCCCGGAUGUGGAGGAUUCGCUGGAGUGGUGGCGGGCGGAGGUGUGGAACACGAUCUAGGGGCACG
Molecule: messenger RNA, 6858 nt
Organism: Astrephomene gubernaculifera
Lineage: Eukaryota; Viridiplantae; Chlorophyta; Chlorophyceae; Chlamydomonadales; Astrephomenaceae
Source: the annotation of a GenBank genome assembly